AUGGAUGAAUUUGAAUGGGUCAAGUCAUUUGCGGAGUCUAGCUAUGGUACAAUUAGCGAUACUUUUUCGCUACCGGUAGAAACAGAGAAUUUGGAACCGUUGCCUCCAACGACUUCGCGGGGUUCUUUCGCGUCAUUCGUCUGCCAUGUCACUAAUCUGGAGCGUCAGCUGCGUUCGUUUUCACCCAUUGUUCUUGAUAAUUCUUCAACCGUCAGAGUUACGGGCAAGAUACUAGGUCAGGGGAAGACAUUUAUGGUCAAGCAUGCUCAAUGGAUUCGAGAUGAAAAGGAGCCACCUCUCGAAGUCGCCUUGAAGGAGAUCAUCCCAGACCUUAAAGCGUCAAAUGAGAGCCCAAGUUUUUCUUCUGGCUCUAGCCGCCUGGCACAGAACGACUGGAAAGAGAUCUUGUUUGAGAUUCGAGCUCUCCUUCACGAACCUAUUCGAUAUCAUCCCAAUCUUAUCCGACUGCUGGGCAUCCAAUGGGGAAUCUCGCCGAUUUCAGAAUCCACUUACCCCGUGCUGAUUAUGGAGUAUGCAUCGCUUGGUACCUUCGCAGCCUUGCAGGCAUCUUCUGAGCCAUUGCCGUUUUCAGUCAAGCAGAAGCUGUGCUACGACGUUGGGCGGGGGUUGUCCGCGCUCCACGCAUGCGGAAUUGUGCAUGGAGAUAUGAAACAUGAAAACGUGCUUAUUGUCCCGGCCAAGGAACCACUCGACAGUAUUCCAUAUACUGCGAAACUCGCCGAUUUCGGUGGUGCCGUCAUGGAUAUGACUCCUUGGGAAUCUCGAAAGAUGGAAACCUGGACGUGGCCCUUUCAAGCGCCAGAAAUCACGAAUGACCAGCGUCUCUCGAAGGAUGAAAUGAUACUCACUGACGUCUACUCUUUUGGCUUACUAGUUUGGAGGGCGUUUGAGGACGGCGAGGGUUUUGUGUCGCUUCCUGGAGCAGCACAGGAUGCAAUUGACGAAGAUAAGCGCAACUUAAGCGCUUCAAAAGCAUCUCAAAGCUUCACUUCUACUGCUGUCGCUAGUAUCCGCGACUAUGCUAGCAUAAGAGGAAUAUCGGAGCGCUGUGUAGAUACAAUUACGUAUACCAUCCUCCACACCAUCCGACUGAAACCACAGGAUCGGGAUCUUGUCAAAGCCCAAGCAGCAUUGCGAGGCUUGAAUCCUGGUCACAUUCCCAAAUAUUUGGAUUUCAUCAAGAAGAUGAACGAGAAACUAGCAGCCAGUGAGGCUGGGAGACAACCUGGAAAACAUGGAAUUACCCGAGAUAGUGCUGCAUUGUUUCUUGGGCGAUAUGGUAAUGACGUAGACUUUCAGGAUAACAUGCCAGGCUUUCGACCUCGACUGAACGAGCCUAAUCCCGAAAAACUUUUGUUUGAGCCAGAGAGAUUAAAAACGAUCUUGACUUGGGACCAACAACGGCAGAUGUUGGACGAAAUGAAAGCCGCUGCUGACAGUGUUGCAAGUUCACUUGGGGGCUUUUUCGAAAUGAACAAAACUGUCGCUGCGUUCUACGUGUUUCAGAGUUGCCUACUGGAAUUUGGCACGACAUUCAACGCCAACGAGGCCGUACAGUGGCUGUUGAAAGCCUCUUCCAACGACGACAGCCACGAGGAUGCAGAUUACUUGUCGCAGGCCUGGCUGUGGCGGAUCUCACGCGCGCUCGACGUCAGUGUCGACCUCGCUCCAGAGAGACUUGAGUCCCUCCUACAGGUCUCCGUGAUGCGAGGUCACUGGUGCUGUCUCCAAGACAUACUUGAGCUCGUUAACAGUAAUACUGGGUCAAUUCAACAGCAGUGGUGGGGCAAAUUUCAGCAGUUUCGUAACAUCUUGCUUUCGCAAAUGGGUGCCGUUGGAAUGGGCUACUUCUACCGGCCGCAUAUGACACGACCCUGGAAUACAGUCAACAUGAGAGAUACCAAGGACCUUGAUGAGAACAUCGCCGCUAUUCUAGGCGAAAGCUACAACUCCUGCCUAAAACUGCUCAAUCUUCAGUCUCCAGGGUCGUCAACGCGACAAGGCCACGACGGAGGAAAAACCGCCUUUGAUCGAAUUUAUGUCAAUAUACGAGGACACGGUCCGUUGCACUAUGCCGCCGCAAGCGGUUUUCUUGAUGCUCUGCGCUACAUGAUCGCAAGAUAUGAGUGCGAUGUGGAUCUGCCAAAUCAGCAUGUGGACGAGACCCCUCUAGUAUGCGCCUGCUCUGGUGGGAAACUCGAAUGCGCUUUGCUAUUGCUCCAUAAUGGGGCUGAUCCAAACGGAUGUUGGCAUGGGCAAGAAGGACCGCUACACUGGCUUUGUAGCUUUCUGCCCGACGAGAUGGAGACUAUCGCAUCCGCACUAGUCACGGUAGGGGCUGAUAUCGAACUUCGUUCUGGCGGAAUGCGCGCAGACGUUCGUGGUAUACGAGCUGAUUGGGAGCAUCUUUUUGAAACCAGAACAACGCCACUUGGAAGGGCAGUGCUCAUGAACAAUCUCGAGGCAGUCAAGGUGCUUCUGAAAUUAGGGGCUGAUCCUCUAAAGAAGAGUGCUAACGCACAUCCGGCUGAGUAUAAAGGACUGCAGAAUAUGGCAACGAUGAUCGACAUAUCCUCGCCUUUUGAGAUUGCUGCUGCCUUGACUCUUCCAGAUAUUCUUGCCGAAUUCAUCAAGCAUAUCGAUGGUCCCAGUGGAACACCUCGACAAAAGCUCCUGGACGUGUCCUCCGUUAUUAAUCUAGCACGUGGCAAGAAAAUCACCCAGUUUGACCCAUUGUCGUUGCAAAGUCGUCUCGUUCGUCACGGACCCAAAUGGAAAAGCAAUCUUCUGGGUACUUGGGUAAUACUGCAUGUUCGCGCACUUCCUUUUCAGGGUGAGAUGCCCGCCGAGGAGCUCCAAAAAGAACGUAGUAGGACACUGUGCAAUGAGGUGGCUCUUGGAAACCUAGACAUUGUAGAGUGCCUCCUAGAACUUGGGUAUAGCGCUAGCGGAACUUCGGAUCAUCGGCCCCUGCACAAGGCUAUCGAGUUAAAUCACGAGGACAUGUUCAAACUCCUCAUACGUUACCGGGCGGAUACUUCUGUUACAGCGAUAACGCCCGUUGGCAGUAUUUCCUUGCUCCAUGUUUGCGCGUCGCGACCACGCCAGUCACGUCCAGGGAGAGCCAUCGCCGAUGCUCUCAUCAAAGCUGGUGUGCCAAUCGAGAGCACGGAUAGACGUGUCAGACCACCCCUUGCAAUGGCAGUACUGAACCAAAACUUUGACGUCGCUCGGGCGUUAGUCGAGAAUAACGCUGAUGUCAAUGCGGUCUAUCCACUCCAAGUUCCCAGUUUCAACGGGCCGGAGACCAAAUCAGUCAGCGUUCUUGUGGAAAUUCUGUCUCAACAUACGAAUCGCACCCUCGAAUCGCUAAGGUUUCUUUUCGGCAAGCGUGAGGGUGGUCCAACCCAGCGACCUGCGUUCUACGUUGAUCUGACUAGCAAACUGACUAUUCUACACCUUCUUGCUGGUAGUCCCAACUACACGCAAAUCGGUCAGAUAACGCCCAAGAUUCUCAAUCUUUGUCUGGAAACCUACUCGGACUAUGAGCUCAUCAAUUCAAGGCACCCGCUUCUUGGUACUGCGCUAUAUUACGCUGCUGCGACUGGACAUAAGGCUAUGGUAGAGCGGCUUCUGCAAUAUGGUGCAGAUGAGACGCAUUCUGCGGGUCCUGAUGUUGAUGAUUCAGUGCAAACUCUAUUCAGACCAAGAGACUCUUGGACGCCGCUUUGGGCUGCGACACUACGAUUUGACGAAGAGUUGAAGAAGGGAGUGGUUUUUCCACCAGCUGGACCAUCCGGCGCAUGGCUAAACUCGAAUGUCAUACAGAAUCUUGAAAAGAAUGUGGCUUUCUUAUCCCUUAACAACAAGGACGCGUUGGCUAAACAGGCCAUCGAGCAACUUUGGAAGAAGAAGGAGUCGCUCCAGGCUGGAUUUCGCACAUCUCGGAUGGAGAGGGCCAUUGCGAAAAGAGCGAGGAAGGUCGGAGAAGAAUCUCCUGUUGAUCUUGGGAUACUUUCUGGGAAACCCGGGGAGAAUGACGAGAAGAGCAUACGGGAGGUAUGCACAGGCAUUGAAGAUGAUUGGAAGACCGGGGAAGUCCAGGCGAUCCUUGAGGGUCUUGGGCUCUAA
Messenger RNA from Alternaria atra, 4152 nucleotides. RefSeq lists its product as uncharacterized. Gene Ontology annotation, molecular function: ATP binding; protein kinase activity; transcription cis-regulatory region binding. Gene Ontology annotation, cellular component: nucleus. Bases 1 to 4152 code for a protein of 1383 amino acids. Gene Ontology annotation, biological process: protein phosphorylation; positive regulation of transcription by RNA polymerase II. The record is from RefSeq and is a predicted model, not a curated record. The transcript is spliced from 5 exons. NCBI's taxonomy places the organism in Eukaryota, Fungi, Ascomycota, Dothideomycetes, Pleosporales, Pleosporaceae.